AUGGACUGCAGAAGUAGACGUGCUGCAAUGGUCACCGUUCGACAUCGCUGGGCAACCGCCUCCGGGUUGACGUCACGUGGUGCAGGCAAGGAGAACAUCGUCCAGUCGAAUGUGUCCGCCAAGCGCGAGGCCUUACCCGGAGGAGCUUUCGAGACGGGCUCAACUGCGCUGAGGCCUCAGACCGCUGAGGACUUCGAGGCCGCACUAAGCCGAGCAGAAAGCGGAGGAGCAGACUUGCUGCAGAUCUGGACUGACUACGUUCUGUGGGCACAGCGCUGGCCGUCCGCAGAGAAGGUGGUGCUCCUGCGCCGCGCCGUGCGCAGUCUCUCCGUGGAGAAGCUCUACAACCAGGACAUACGCCUCCUGCGCUUGUGGGUCAUGUUGGCUGACAAAGAGUCUUCUCCGACGAACAUCUUCAGGCAGCUCGAGGAUCGAGGCAUUGGCACGCACCACGCUCUUCUUUACGAAGCCUGGGCACACUGCCUAGAGACGCGCCGCGACUUCGAAGCAGCUGCGGAAGUGUAUCGUCGCGGACUACGCUCUUCGGCCGAACCGCAGGCGCGCUUGCGGGCCCGGCGGGCAGAUUUUGAUGAGCGCAUGCGCCAGCGCGUCACACGUGUGGCAGCUCGAAGAUCAGAACCGGGACGGCUGGCACCGCAAAGCCCAAGGCGCUCGACGCACUUCCGACUCCGCACCUCGCUGCUGAAUCUGAAGCCUUCCAGGCCUCACACGUCAGAGUUGCGAGCGCGGUUGUCACCGCAAAAGCGACAGGACAGGCGCAGAUCCAUCAUGGAGCGACGGCGGAGGUCAGUACUUCUCCGACCCAAACCACGCCUUCCGAAGGAGCCAGCUCGCGUGGAUGCUGCAACUUUUCGCAGAACCCGUGCCACGCCUCCCGUGAACGAGGUCGACAGAUUUGCGAGUUGCGGUUCAGUCCACCAGACCUUCCUGCCGCCAGGCCUCCUUCGUUUCAACCUCCAAGCCUGCAUCUAUUGCUGCGCUCGUCACUUAGCCGCAGCUCCGAAGUUCCUCGGGUGGCUCAGGCUGCAGCUGACUUGGAGGAUCAUGCCGAAGAAUUCUGACCUGAUGAAGUACAACUCGCUUCUAGGAGUCAAGGGCUUCAACAUUCGCAACACCUUCAUUGAGUUUGAGGAUGAGGACAUGCUCGGUGAGUUGGACGUCGACCCCAGGGGCACCUUUGGGCGCCAGGCCUCCGAGCCCGCGAAGCCUAGCAGUUGGAAUCGCCAAGUCUCGGAGCAGACGACAGCGGUCACUGCCGAAGGGACUGAGGAGGGCACCAUCGAUGUGGAAGACUCCCUGCACUUCCCCGCGACCGACUUUCAAGGCCAUGUCUCCGGCGAGAUCUUGGCAAACGCUGCCAAGAUGGGGACGAGCGAUGCUGCACUCCUGGAUGCUUUGAAGGCCGUCAACCAGGCUGUGAGUAUGAACCACAUGCCGAGUCCAAUGAUGCCGACGGUGCCGCAGGCAAACUCACCGCCCAAGCCGCAGUUGCGCUUUUGUCCGAACUGCGGAGCCAAGGUCAUCAGCCAAGCCCAUCGCUUCUGCGCUUACUGCUGCUUCCCUUUCAGUCACCUCCAGGAUGAAACCGUGCCCGCCAAAGCUCCGGAGACUGCAAGCCCGAUGCCGCUCGUUACAACGCCAAUGCAGAUGAUGCAGGGAGGUGGCGGUGGCCUGGACCCAAUGCAGCAGUCCCUUCUGAUGAAUAUGCAGCAAGCUGCGCAGGCCGGCAUGCCACAGGCCGCGAUGGGAAAUUUCAGGGCCGGUACAAGAAUGCCACCUUCCAAGGACGACAGCCUGCUCGGAAGUCUUCGCUAUUUUCGCUACGUCGAAGCAGACCAGAUUGACGUCGAGCUAGCAAAGGUCCUUUGCCUGACUCACAUCCGGGCAUCUCGGCGGAAAGUUUGCGCACAUGUCAAUGUGAAAGGAAUGAGCACCUGCAAGGCCAUGGGUUGCGUCUUUUUUGAAGAGGGCGCCUCCCUGGCUGAGACCAGAAUCGUCGCAGCGGCCUUCAACAUUCAAUAUGAGGCCACUGCAAAGCUUCCCACAGACUGGCAGUACGGCAUUCGAAUGCAUUCGGUCAGCUUGGAAUCUGGGUUGGGGAGCGCCGAAGAUGUGCCCGGUCUGAAUGCUGCAGUGGAGCAGAAUGAGAAAGCACGUGCGACCACGAGUUGGCCCAUGUUGACAAAGCUACACGCCUACUGUAAAGCUGCCUGGGGCUGUUCGAGCGACAAGCUGUCUGGCUGCAACAAGAAGGCAGAGACGAGCAUCGAGCCUCGACUUUCUAACUUCCUGCUGGGCUUCCCAGUGACCUCGUCGCGAAGGGCUGAAGUCUCCGGACACUGUUUGAGCGUGGUGGUUUUCGGCAAUCCGGCACUCUAUCCAAUCAGCCAGUACAUCUUGCACAAAGGAAUGUCGGUGUCCACCACGCUUCGCCGCUAUCAUGACCUUGAAAGGAAGGGGUCGGAAGAACCGGUUGAGCAGUUCUUCCCGACGGUUGCACACUGUUCCGUCGAGGGUUCCGAGAAUGAUGGCUACAAGAUGUCCACAGAUAUAUUGCUGGAGGGGUGCGCUUUGGAAGGGACCUUCUCUGGCAAGCUGGCAUUCGCCGCGUUUCGUGCAGACUUUACCCGUCCGCGUGCUGGAUGGCAGCUUAGCCAGGUGGCCCCGGAAGCCGAGCGUAUCAGGAAGCGGCCACUGGAAGCGGUGAUGAGAUCGGUAGAGGAAGCCAGCCGAGAAGACUGGGCUGUUCCAGUACGAUUUCCACAACAGGAGCCUGGUGUCUACAGCAGACUCGCCACCGAAGCGGGGAUGGACAAGCCGAAGGAGCUUGAAACCAGAGACGAUGCCCAACCACCGACGAAGGCAGCACCACGCCGUGGAAUGCUCGGGGCAUGGCUGGCACCGUGGACAAGCAUGUUCCAGCAGGAUGAUGAGGAGGAUGCGGCAUGCGAAGUCUGCACCGAGGCAGAGGCGACACCAAACGCCAAAGUGAUCUUCGACCAAGCUCCGAGCAGCUUUGCCUCGCUGAUGCCUUACGUCGUGAUACUCCAUGGGGCUGAGGCUGCGGGCAUUUGCGCGAAGAUCAUCAAUUCUCAGGAUCCAGACACGGAUCUCGGAGCCUUGUCCCUGUCCGCCCAGAGCGGUGCUGCCGACUGCGUGGCAGUGCUGCUGGCAGCACGUGCUGACGUGAACGCUGACUCAGAGGAUGCGGGCGGCCGCACAGCGUUGCAUUUCGCAGCCUACGAUGGGCACGUGGAGGCGGUCCGACUUCUUGUCGCAGCCCGAGCAAAUACAAAUGCGCGCUGCUCAACGGGAGAAACCGCGGAGCAAAUCGCAGAGCAGAGGGCCAAAGAGUGGAGAAUCGGCGGUGGAGAUGGCGAGGAGGAUGUGGCAGCUUUGAACGAGGUUCUCGAGAUCCUUCGCGCGUGA
Molecule: messenger RNA, 3450 nt
Organism: Symbiodinium sp. CCMP2456
Lineage: Eukaryota; Dinophyceae; Suessiales; Symbiodiniaceae
Source: the annotation of a GenBank genome assembly